Messenger RNA from Ruditapes philippinarum (Manila clam), 1132 nucleotides. RefSeq lists its product as uncharacterized. The record is from RefSeq and is a predicted model, not a curated record. The coding region runs from base 3 to 737 and encodes 244 amino acids. The transcript has 4 exons. NCBI's taxonomy places the organism in Eukaryota, Metazoa, Mollusca, Bivalvia, Venerida, Veneridae.
AAAUGAACAACAAUUUCAUCUCACAACUAAAGCAAAAAAGCCUCAGCAAUGAAAGUUAUACUAAACGAUUUUUGAAUUGGCUUCCUUUUAGAAGCAAAUCAUUAAAGCCGACCAGUAAGCAACUUGAAGCAUCGUCAAAUUUCGAUUCUUCUCAAUCAGACCAACUGCAGGAAGUGAAAAUUGUUCAGGACAACAUUCAGGAUAUAAUAAAAAGUAUACAGAUGCUUGAGAGUAAAACAGAAGAGGUCGUUCAGAAGUUAUCACAGUAUGCAUGUACUGUAUCAGAGAAAAGGGAAGCUGAGUCUUCAGCCAUACAAGUUCAAGUAUACGAACGAGACAUGUACACAGCUGACUUUGUAUAUGCAUUUAAAGAAAGGCUAAACAAAAGAUUUAUACCUGAUGUGAUAAAGAAAGUGUCAAAUAUUGACAUCAAUAAACCGCUUAUAAUACUGUGUCAGAAAAUAUCUAGAUUGCUACCAGAUAUAGAUUAUGCACUGGAACAAUUUGGAGAACUUGAUUCCUUCGCUCGCCUUGCAGUUGUAAUCAUACAUAAUAAAGAGGAGCACGCGUUACCGACAACAUCAUCGCAGGCUAUACUCAGCGAUAACGUAAAGUUCAGGAUGGUGUGGAUUAUAGACACUGCAUACACAAAUGAUUUGAAAUUCUAUGAUUGCAAGAUGAAUAAUGAGGCUAUAGCGACGAUGACGAAGUUUCUUAAUAGUGAUAUACAUAUUUAAUUGUCAUUUGUUUAUUAUGGUGGAGCUUUAAUGUAAGGGGCGUUAACAGUUAGAGAUGGUAAGAAAUGGAUUGAUAGAUUUACCAAGUCCUGAAUUAAGUUUACAUUAAAUAUUAGUAUAAAUAUAAGACAAAAGAAUUAUGCAUUUGAAUGAUAAACCGCCGUCUUUAUGCAUAUGUUGGACAACGGUCGUCUUAUUAAGCAGUAACUCGUCCUCAAUAUAUAUCUUAAAAUAAGAACUAUUUGCCUUUUCCAUAUUAGAAAUGACCUUUAAAUAUACAAAUGCAAAUUUUACUAUAUCUGUACAAAGCUGAUAUGAUGUAUUCAAGUAUACUUGAAAUUAUAACUAGAAUAUAGUAUUUUAUAUUAUUUUUUGUUUCGUUGUCAUUAAUGUAU